Eucalyptus grandis is the source of this 2178-nucleotide messenger RNA. Its product is annotated as heat stress transcription factor A-4b. The transcript is spliced from 2 exons. Gene Ontology annotation, cellular component: nucleus. The record is from RefSeq and is a predicted model, not a curated record. Bases 690 to 2006 code for a protein of 438 amino acids. NCBI's taxonomy places the organism in Eukaryota, Viridiplantae, Streptophyta, Magnoliopsida, Myrtales, Myrtaceae. Gene Ontology annotation, biological process: regulation of transcription by RNA polymerase II. Gene Ontology annotation, molecular function: RNA polymerase II cis-regulatory region sequence-specific DNA binding; DNA-binding transcription factor activity.
AGUCAAACCUCCUUCUCUUCCCCUUAUGCUUGCUCUGACUCUCUCUCCCUCUUUCCCUUUCCGACCCACCAGCAAAAAAGUUUUCCAAGUUUCAAACUUUCAUCCACAUUGCUCGACCGAUUCUCUUCCCCCUCUCGCUCUCUCUCUCUCUCUCUCUCUCUCUCUUUCUUACAAUUUCACGAUCGAUUCUGUCCGCAAACGUCCGCUAAGGUUGGCCUUCUUUAAGGAUAUUGGGUCGGUUCGUGAUCUUUUCGUGAGGUUUUUGAUAGGGUCUUGACGAGUCAAUCUCGUCGGAAUUGGACCCGGAAGUUGGUUCGUGCCAUUUCGUUGCUCUGUUACCUACCUCGACGCGGUUUGUCCCGAUUACUUUCGAUCUGAAUCCGCUCCGUGGUGGGUGGUUUCCAGUUUGGUGAUCGGGCUUCUCGGGUGUGCGAAAGUCUAGUGAAAUCAUCGGAUUCGGUUUCUUGCGAUCUUGGCGAUCCGGUUUGAUCGGAGAGCUCGUCCUGUUUCCGGUGCUUUGGAGUCAGCUUCCUCCUCUGCUUCCGAAUAUUGACUUCUCGAGAAUACAGCUGACUUCUCAUAUUCAGAGUCCGAUCUUCGGAGCUCGGCGCGUUCGAUAGGGAAUUGGCUGGCUUCAGGUUCCUGGGGUCUGUGCUUUGGAUGUUAAGGUCGUAGAGAGUGAAUCGACGAUGGAUGGUUCGCAAGGAAAAUCGAAUGCUCCGGCUCCGUUCCUGGUCAAGACCUAUGAGAUGGUCGAUGAUCCUCAGACGGACUUCCUGGUGUCCUGGAGCGAGAACGGAAGCAGCUUCGUGGUGUGGAGCCCGCCUGAAUUCUCCGGGGAACUGCUCCCUAAAUACUUCAAGCACAACAACUUCUCGAGUUUCGUGAGGCAGCUCAAUACUUACGGCUUUAGAAAGAUAGAUCCCGAUCAGUGGGAGUUUGCAAAUGAAGAAUUCAUAAGAGGGGAGAAACACCUUUUGAAUAACAUCUACCGACGCAAACCAAUCCAUAGCCAUUCAGGGCAGGGUGCUCGGUUAUCUGAUACGGAGAAACAGAUGUACGAGGAGGAAAUCAAGAGACUGCGACACGAGAAGAGCUCACUUCAGUCGGAGCUUCAAAGAUAUCAGGGACAUAAUCCGGAUGUUGAUUUCCAGAUACAGUUACUACGUAAGCAAUUCCAAAAUAUGGAACAAAAACAGACGCGCUUGAUCGCCGUCUUAGCUCAAUUAAUGCAGAAGCCGGUAUUUGCUUCUCUUUUUACGCAGCAGUCGGAUAGCCCUACCAAAAAGAGAAGGUUGGCGGAACUGGAUCAUUUACAUGACUCAGAUGACAAGAGUGGGCUAGAGAGUUUGAAAUUCCAGAAAGAAAAAUUCAAUGGUGUUCCCUUUUCUCUACUAGAUUUGGACUCCGUUGAGAAACUGGAGCAGUCUUUGCACCUUUUAGAAAAUCUCCUUCAAGGAGUCGAUAACACUUCAGGCGCAGAACAGCACGACUUCGGAGCAAUAUCGUUGCCUUGGCCGGCGGGUUUCACCGAGAGAAAGGAAUCUUUGGAUGAUUCUGACAGGCAUAUCCGCCCUUGGUCACCCGGGUCACCUCCAUCUCCGAAAGAUGUUGCGUUGUCACCGGAACUAGCACUAGGAACAGAUCACCUCGAGAGCCCGGAGACAUCAUCGGUGUGUCUCAACAUGGACAUCAGCCUCAAAUCGUCAGUGAUCGACGUGAACAUGGAGCCGGCCUGUGUCCCCGACGUGGAAAACUUGAAAGAACAGAUUCUCGAGAAAAUGCCUGGUGCGCCGACUGCGGUCAACGACGUGUUCUGGGAGCAGUUCCUCACUGAAGCCCCUUGCGCGUCCGACUCCCAGGAAGUGGAGUCCGAAAGAAGAGAAGGUAGCGGGAGCAGGAGCCCCAUGAAGCUGGCUAAUCGCGGGAAGUUCUGGUGGAACUCGCAUCUCGGGAACGACUUUACGAAGCACGUCGGGAGCCUCGCUUCGGAAGGAAGGAGUUGAUAUUCAUCGGUUCUGUAGGAACACUGUAAACACGUUCUUUUCACCUGCAUAGGCUGCUGGGUCAUUCAUUUUCCUUAAUGGUUGUAUACAUACAGGAUCCCUAUCUCUCUUUCUAUUGAUAAAACAGCAUCUGCUGCUCGGUAUUAUUCGUUAAGAACUGCAUUCGAACGAA